This is a messenger RNA of Saprolegnia parasitica CBS 223.65, 1219 nucleotides long. RefSeq names its product TKL/DRK protein kinase. Gene Ontology annotation, molecular function: ATP binding; protein kinase activity. Lineage: Eukaryota; Oomycota; Saprolegniomycetes; Saprolegniales; Saprolegniaceae. Gene Ontology annotation, biological process: protein phosphorylation. The record is from RefSeq and is a predicted model, not a curated record. The transcript is spliced from 5 exons. The coding region runs from base 97 to 1179 and encodes 360 amino acids.
GCUUUCGCAGCAGGUCCAGCUGGCGAAGCAGCGCAGAAUAAGAACGCGCUUGUCGGCCCGUCGACAAGCAAAGGGCCUUGGACGCAGACGACAAGGAUGGGCUGCUGGCUGUCGCGGUGCUUGCCGGACGGAACCAUGACGGCGAACCUCGAGGAAGAGCUCUACGAAGACGUCGGCGUCCGUGCGACGCAAGCGCCAGCCGUCGUCUUUGGCCAUGCAUCGCUCCUCACGGCGGACGAAGUGAGCUGCGGGCCGGCCAUCGGCAAGGGCGAGUCGGGCGUCGUGUACAAGGCCUCGUACCGCGGCAGCACGGUCGUCGUCAAGCGGCUCGCCAUACCACCGCCCAACGGAGGCAAACCAUCCAACCGCGAGACCAUUUCGGCUGCGCUCGAGAUGGAAGCGUCGCGCAUGAGCAGCUUGCGCCACCCGAAUACCGUCCUCUUCAUGGGCGCGUACCUCAACGAGAACCAGUUUUGCAUCGUGAGCGAGUACUGUACGCGGGGGUCGCUCUUCGACGUGCUGCAUGAGAAGCGCAACUCGCACGGCAGCGGUCGGAACGGCUCGGACCCGCUGCACGUCGCCGCCUUGCCGUGGAGCUUGCGCUGUCGCCUCGCGCUGGGCGCUGCCCGUGGCCUACUGUACCUCCAUUCGGCCGACCCGCCGCUUGUCCAUGGGCAGCUCAAGAGCUCCAACAUCCUCAUUGACGACUCGUGGAACGCCAAGCUCGCGGACUUCGGCACGCGGCGCGUCGCCCAAGCUGUCUCGGCGCAUCCCAAGCACGGAAAUCGGUCGAUCAUGCCCCGCUGGACAGCACCGGAACUGCUCAAGCACGGCGAAGACUACGUGUGGCACGGCCCCAAGCCACAGGCUGUCGACAUUUACUCGUUUGGCAUCAUCAUGUGGGAGCUCGCCAUGUUCGAGCUGCCGUUCGACGACUGCACCAAUUUCCGCGACGUGCGCAGCAACGUGCUGUCGGGGCAGCGCCCGAGCGUCAAGCCCGGCGCGUGCCCGAUGAAGUGGGCCGAACUUAUGACGAAAUGCUGGACGCACAACGCGUCGCGGCGACCGUCGGCGGCCGAGAUCGUCUCGGUCCUCGAAGACCUCUCGCGCUCCGAGCUUGUCGAGAAGAAGCAGUCGUCGCAGAGCAAGGCCAACAGUAGACGAGCUAGAAAUGUAUGAUCAUUUAUUACCAUUAGAACGAACGCAUCCUGAAUUCGUC